Messenger RNA from Microbotryum saponariae, 2521 nucleotides. The record is from the annotation of a GenBank genome assembly. NCBI's taxonomy places the organism in Eukaryota, Fungi, Basidiomycota, Microbotryomycetes, Microbotryales, Microbotryaceae.
AUGUGUGGAAUCGCGUUCGCUUUGAGCUACAGGUCAGUAAAGAACGCCGAAACUCGAUCGGUGCUCAGUGGGGCUUCGCAAGCUGAGCUCGUCCUGCAUCGAUCUUGCACUACACCGACUGCACCCUUGAGCGAUCACGAUUCUGACAACCAAGUUAAGAAUGGGCAUGCUGUGCGUGACGGGAACGGAACAUCGGUUCCAGUACCGUCGCUAGACUCUCGAGGGGAGGUCGAGUCCGAGGUGGAAGACCACAGUGCAGCAUGGUGGAGAGCUGUCACCGAAGCUGUCCAGCCACGAGGUGAGUCAAAGACUUACCGAUAGAACACGAGAGCUGUGUUCGCGAAUUUACUGUCCCGAUGCGACCAAUGCGGCGUUUGUUCACUUCUCGGCGACUCAGGGCCGGAUGCCUCGGCAGGUUAUCAAGUCAAGCUGGAAGCCAUCAAGGAAAGUUUGACCACCAUCGACAUGAGGUUCCAUACAUCGGUGUUGCAUAUGAGAGGAGACGUUGUUGCCCCGCAACCCUUCGUUGAAGCCGACACCGGAGAUGUCUUGCUCUGGAACGGUGAAGUUUUUGAUGGACUGACCGUGAGUGCCCGAGCUUGAGCCUAGGAACCGCUCAGUACGAGGACGGCUAAUUGGCUCAUCUUAUUCUUCACCGUCUGCCCUACAGGUCGGUCCGCACGACAAUGACGGCUCAAGACUCUUUCACGAGAUUCAACAAGCCGGACCUCGAGCGCUCCCCGCGGUCCUUCAAGGCAUAGAAGGACCCUACGCUUUCUUCUACUUCGAUAAAGCACGAAACACGCUCUGGUUCGGACGAGAUCAUCUUGGACGAAGGUCGCUCUUGUUGCAUCGUCCUACGCCUUCCAUGCCCCACUUGAUCUUGGCUUCAUGCGCACCGUUGGUCGAACCCAAUUCGGAAUUUGGCGAGUGGGAGGAAGUGGCGUGCGAUGCCUUGUUCUCUUUCGACCUGAAUGAAGUGUUGCAAAGUGGUACUCCUGUGAGCGGCGAUGUUAAUUCCCCAUGGAGAGGUCAAACUGAUCGUUGACCUUUCCUAUGCGUGCAGACCUUUGUGCCUACCCCUCGGUCGUUUAGGUCGGACGCUCAAGCUCCAAAAGACUCUUUGGUAGGUUUCUUUGUCCGACCGCUCUCCAAUCUGACGUCGACCGAGCCUGUCUGAAACGUACUUGCCCAGUUCUACCCUUACGACCGUCUCCUCACGAUCGUCCCAACCCCCGACCAAGUUUUCGACCCCCCCUCACACGAAACCCAACCCGUCCCGCUUGAGCUCCAAAGCGCGAUCCUCGCCCUCGAAGCCGCUCUCGAACUCUCGAUCCGUCAACGAAUCCUCAAUCUACCACCCCAUCCCGACCCUUCCUCACCUUCCCCUCAAACCCGUAUCGCCGUUCUGUUUUCCGGUGGUUUGGAUUGUACGACUUUGGCUUGUUUGGUCGAUCGGGUGUCGGAUGAGGAGGAGGGGAUCGAUUUGAUCAAUGUCGCUUUUGAGAACCCGAGGUCGAUUCAGUCGAUGGCUAGGACGAAGGAACGAGAGGGGAGUGGGAAGAAGAAGAAGAAGGAUCGACGGAAAGACGGGGAGGAAUUGAAGGUGGAAGAAGGGGGGGUUGAUUUGGGGAAUAAGGAGGUGUCGAUUUAUGAUGUGCCGGAUCGGUUGACGGGGAAAGCGAGUUGGAAGGAGUUGAGGAGAUUGAGACCGAAGAGGAGGUGGAACUUCGUUGGCGAGUCUUAUCACUCAGAGCAUAUACCAGCUUGCGACUCGAACUGACAGAUUGUGCGUGUUCACAGAGGUCGACGUCCCUUAUCAAGAGAUGAUGGAGCAUCGGUCCGCUGUGAUGGAGCUGAUGAGGUGCGCUCCUACCAUUAAUUCCAACCCACGUCGAGGCUGACUCCCUUCACCUUUUUCUGCAGACCCCACUGCACCAUCAUGGAUCUGAGUAUCUCGCUCGCCUUCUACUUUGCCGCCCGAGGUCAAGGCCACCUCGCCUCCUCCGAUCCCAAGCCCAGCUCAACUCCACCCCAACCAUACCACUCCUCAGCCCGAGUGCUCCUAUCGGGUCUAGGCGCGGACGAACUUCUCGGCGGCUACGCCCGUCACCGAAAAGCCUUCUAUACCGCCACAGGUGGAAGACCUUUGCCUACGUCGAACCCCUCCGAUGGAUCCUGGUCUCACCUGAUUCAAGAAAUGCAAAUGGAUCUCGAUCGUCUACCGAUUCGUAACCUAGGUCGUGACGAUCGGAUCAUUUCCCAUCAUGGCAAAGAAGCUCGGUACCCUUUCCUUGCUGCACACGUGAUCGACCUCUGUACGAAGCUCCCUAUUUGGAUCAAGUGCGAUCCGAGAUUGGGAGAGGGGAAGGGGGAUAAGAGGUUGUUGAGGUUGGUUGCGGGCAAGUUGGGUUUGGGGGAUGCGGCCGGUUUGAAGAGGGCGAUUCAUUUUGGGGCGAGGACGGCCAAGAUGGAGCUGGGGAGUGGGAGGGACAAGGGGGAGGAUGCGGUGGAGGGGUAA